This is a messenger RNA of Anolis carolinensis (green anole), 1804 nucleotides long. Its product is annotated as amine sulfotransferase. Gene Ontology annotation, cellular component: cytoplasm. Lineage: Eukaryota; Metazoa; Chordata; Lepidosauria; Squamata; Anolidae. The record is from RefSeq and is a predicted model, not a curated record. Gene Ontology annotation, molecular function: sulfotransferase activity. Bases 208 to 1086 code for a protein of 292 amino acids. The transcript has 7 exons. Gene Ontology annotation, biological process: sulfation.
AGCUUAUGUAAUGAUUUACCAAGAUCCAACCCUACAUCUAAAUAUUAUAAUUUACAUUCCUGAAGAAUAUACUAUUAAAGAGCAGUCUUGAUAAGCUGAGAUAAAAAGAAGCAGGAGAAGAUCCUUCACUGACUUUAACAAAAAGAAAAACUCAGGAGUUGGAAGAACGUUUUUGUAUUUUGUAUUGUCCUGUCAGCUGAAGUAGCAAUGGAGCCAUCAGAUAAAUACAUGUUCAAACACAGGGGAUUUUAUUUUGUCCAAGACUUGGCUACACCAGAAAACAUUGAUUCACUGGAGAAUUUUGAAAUACGGGACAGUGACGUAUUUCUGGUCACUUUUCCAAAAUCAGGAACCAUAUGGACUCAGAAUAUUUUGAGCUUGAUUUAUCAUGAAGGUCAUCGUAAUGGGACUGAAGACAUAGAUCUGCUAGACAGAGUUCCAUGGCUGGAGUACAACAUCCGCAAGGUAGAUUAUGUUAAUCGCCCAUCACCUCGUCUCUUUGCCAGCCAUCUGCACUAUUGUUUAAUGCCAAAGGAAUUAAAAAAUGGAAGAGGAAAGAUUAUUUAUGUGGCCAGAAACCCAAAGGAUGUAUUGGUUUCCUAUUUUCAUUUUUCCAAAGUUUCUCAAGUAUUGGAAGAUGUGGAAGACUUUGAAGUUAUUAUGGAAAAGUUUUUGGCUGGUAAAGUGAUAGGUAACUUAUGGCUAGACCAUGUAGAAGGCUGGUCUGCUCAGAAGGACAACCAGAACAUUCUCUUCCUUAUGUAUGAAGAAAUGAAGAAGGAUCUGAAAGGCUCAGUAAUAAAAAUAUGCAACUUCCUUGGAAAGAGAUUGACUGAAGAGGAGAUAGAUGAUGUUGUGGAUAAAGCUUCAUUUGGCAAAAUGAGUGUAGAUCGUAGAGCCAAUUAUACCACCAUGCCUUCUGACCUCCUAGAUUUCAGCAAAGGACGGUUUCUACGAAAAGGUACUAUUGGAGACUGGAAAAACACAAUGACGGUUGCACAGAAUGAAAGAUUUGACAGUGUUUUCAAGAAACGGAUAGAAAAGCUGCCCAUCAAGUUCUGCUGGGAUAUCAAUGAUGAAUUAUGAACAAGGAUGGACAAACCUGACUCUUUUGUUUUGUGCAGAUUUGUUUUAAUUUGAUGAAGCUAUAGAUUUGUUCCAACUUGUUUUCAAAUCAGGUUACAAAUUUUGUUGGGUAAAGUGGACACAAUUUAAACAGAAUUCUCAUAAAGUCCAGAUUCAGAAUGCCUUUCCCAAAUAUACACAUAUCUGAGAAGAAUUGGUAGGCAUAGGAGAAUUUUGAAUUUUCUAUUUUUUAUGAUGUACAAUUUCAUGUACAAUUUUUUGUAUUUUCGUUUAGUCAGAGACAAAAGUCAGAUCAUUGUAAGGCUUAGGGGAUCGCAACGGAUAAAACAAUCAUUGUGUUACUGAUUGUGUAUCGUUUGUAAAAUGAGAUUCAGUUCAGUUCUUCCCUACCAUUAAUGAGGAGUCAAUGCCAAAUUAAACAGGAACCAAUACAAUUUCAUUCUUAUAUUUAGUAUAAUGUUCAAUGCAUUGCAAUAAGAUUACAAAGAAAGAAAGAAAGAUUAACUUCAUUAUGGAUUAUAUAUUGUUUCAAAAUGAUGAGAUUUCUCCACAAUCACUAACAAUUAGUGAAUACUGACUUAAAAGAUAGCAAGAUUAUGCCAUGAAUAACUUUAAUCCACAUUGCUUGGAAACAGGCAUGCGGGGAAAAAACCUUGUUCAAAUAAUACUAUAAUUCUGAAAUACAAUGAAUAAACAUAUUAAAUAUUUUAUUAUUACA